UCUUUUUGACAGCCCACCUCAUCUUUAGGCACUUCGACCAAAACUGGUACUCAAAACAAAUUCGACAAGUAGCGCUAGGAAAAAUAUCUCUAGUCCCUGUUUUGGUGUAUAUUAUCAAUCAAUUUGCCAGAUAACACUUGUAUCCGUGCCGUGGUAAAAGAAAACGACGCAUUUUAACACGACGGCUAGUGGACCACACAGUGCCACUACAGAAUAUCACUGAUAAAUAUGAUUGUUUAAACGAAAUUUCACCCCAGCCUUCGUGCGGAUAGGAAUUGAUUAGGAAAUAUUGACCUUCAGUGAAACGAUUUGUGAGAGUACAGUAAAAAGUGGUCCGAAGUGAGUGAAUUUUCCCAAUUGCCUUGAAAAGCAAACAACAGCACCGCUUGUGGGAAGAGGCGGUUGGAGGUGGCAAUCGACGCAUUUGCACACUUGCAUAACGACGACAACGAUAUCGCAAGCGCUCCCGGAGCGCAACGGUGGUGGUGGUGGCGCACGGAAACGGAUUAAGGCACCAGCUCACGGUAGCGGAUUCGAUAAAAUCGAUGGCUUUAGAUUUGCUUGGUCGUCAGAAAAUGCCAUUGGAUGGAUCCUCGUCGAAGCAACCUGCGGUCGCCUCUUCCUCGGUUAGUGGAGGUGCCACCGGAGUUAGUACCACUGCAUCCGGCGGUCCCCUGAACCCUGGAGUCGCUGGGGUUGGCGUAGGAGGAAGUGCCACUGGAACGGUAGUAGCUGGUACGACGGCCGGUGGUGUCAGUGGAGCAUCAGUUAUGGGCAAACAGCUGACUGCGAAACGCUCGUUAAAGCUUGGCAGUCUGGCCGAAGACAUCAUGCCUGGAUCCCUGGGAGGUGGCGACGAACCGUUCCGAGCUCGGCUGCAUCAUCUGUUUUCGCAGAUCGAAAAGGAGUUUGAACUGUUGCAUGUGGAAAACAUGAGCUUACGCGAAAAGUUGGAAGCUGUCGCCGGAACUCCGCGCGAUUCAACCGUGGGUGAGAGACUCCCGCUGCAGGACGCAUUUGAGGUGGAUGGAUCGGUAAACAAGAGCUUCAAAUCGAAGCUUGGCAGUGCAGGCAGCAAAGUGAAGGCCGGCCACAAGCUCCGGGCACAGACGAGUCGCAUCGUGUCAAGCUUCAAGGCCCAGUCCGUCGUCAGUUCGCUGGUGCGCGAAUUUUGUGGUCACAAGGACGGUGUCUGGCAGGUCAGCACGAAAGCCGGCCAACCCAUCAUCGGUACUGCUUCGGCCGAUCACAGUGCGUGCAUUUGGGGCAUCGAUACGGGGCGUUGUUUACUGCAGUACCAGGGCCACAGUGGAUCGGUCAACUCGAUCAAGUUUCAUCCGACGCGUGACAUUGUGCUAACGGGCAGUGGGGAUGCCACCGCUCAAAUAUGGCAGGCUGCCGUGAACUGGGAGGUACCGGCACGAAAGGGUCAUUCCUCGGAGGAGGAACUCGAAGAAGAGGAGGAAGGACCGUACGAGGAGAAGGAAAGGAUCGAUGUAUUGCGGACGCCGUUGUGCGAAUUUUCCGGUCCCGGAGGACACACGGCGGUGGUGGUGGCAGCCGACUGGCUACCCGGCGGUGAUCAAGUCAUAACGGCCAGCUGGGAUCGGACAGCGAUUCUGUGGGACGUGGAAACCCGAGAACCAUUGCAUCCACUAUGUGGUCACGAUCACGAACUGACCCACGCGUCGGCCCAUCCGAGUCAACGGCUUGUGGUGACAGCUUCACGCGAUUCCACCUUCCGACUGUGGGAUUUCCGUGACCCCAUUCCGGCGGUUUCAGUUUUCCAAGGGCACACCGAAAACGUAACCUCAACAGUAUUUACGCGAGAUGAUAAGGUAGUCUCCGGGUCUGAUGAUCGCUCAGUGAAGGUAUGGGAGCUGCGUAACAUGCGUUCUGCACUGACCACCAUCCGCACGGACUCUGCCGUAAAUCGGUUGGCCGUGUCGGCCAGCGGUGUGAUCGCCAUCCCGCACGAUAAUCGCCAUAUUCGGUUGUUCGAUUUGAACGGACAGCGCAUUGCGCGGCUACCACGCACGAGCCGUCAGGGCCAUCGACGUAUGGUGUCCGCAGUCGCCUGGACCGAAGAUAUCAGCUCAAACUGCAAUCUCUUUUCGAGCGGUUUCGAUCGGCGAGUGUUGGGCUGGGGCGUUUGCUUGCCACCCAAGGACAACUGAGCAGCUUAUUCAUAUGCAUAUGCAGGUAAAGGAGGUAGAGGAUCGGAGAUGCGGAGAUGGAACCACAGAUCGUUUUUCGUUGUUUCGUUCGUUACAUUGUUUUAGUUGUAUUGAUAAUGGUUGUUUGUUUUUUUUGUUUCGUUGCGCGUAGCAUUGCCACCAACUACUUAGUCAUUAGAGUACACGGUACAGUAAGCUUCCCAGUGAUGCUACGUAAGACGAUGGAAUUGUUGCAUCGGAAUCAGAAUUCCGAUCGAAACACGCUAGUGAAAGUAAUUAUUCUGCUACAUGUUCUUGGCUCAACGACCAUACGCGUUCUAGUGGACUUUCACUUUUCUUUAUUAUCUUAAAUAUGUUGAAUUUCCGAGGGUAUUAUUUGCUCCACCAUAUCAUUGGAAUACCUUUGAACUGUUUUGGGUAUACUUAUUGAGCUUAAUCAGAAUCCUGCCGGUUAGCAAACGGGAAGAAUCUCAUUUACAUUCAGGGUAUGGUUUUACAUGGUUUCAGGUAUUUUCUAUAUGCACAGUACAUUUUUCGAUGUAAGUAUUUACGUUAUGUUACCACUACACCACGAAAUUAAUUAGAUUUUUUGAAUUCUGGAUGCAAAAUAGACACAAUUGCCACUCUUGAGCAAUAUAUCAACAUCCUACUUUUCCGCACCUGACUAAAGGUGUAGGAGACAACACUAAACAUGAUUCAAAUACUGUCAAUAUACAGUCACUAGCGGCACCUCACGGAAAUGGAAGUGAAUUCUAACGUCCCAGCAAUAUUUUAACUAGUUUCAGUUUGGAUUAAACAGAUUUGGGCCGUUCAAGGGUACGGGUUAGUAGAGUGUAAAGGAAGAACGUGUAUUAUCACCUAGAACGAUAAGGAAGGAUAGAAAACAGAAAUGUAGAACUGCAUAAUUGCAACAAUGAACAAAACAUCACAGUCCUGUUACGGGCAAUGGACGACAGUGUACACACACUGAAGUCCAUUAUUUUAAACGCUUACACGUUUCAAAGAUUUAUUGAUGAUUAGAUGGACGGAUGGUUGGUUAACGUUGUGCAGAACAUUUGUGUGUGUAAUCGAGACGAGAAGCAAAAUACCAAAUGUAUGUACGAACGCACGGCUGGUACUCAAUUCGAAUGUAAUAUUGUGAUGUAAACAGAGAUAAACCAUACACACAAACACAACUGGAGAAAGGAAACACUACUAUCAACUAACAAA
This is a messenger RNA of Anopheles funestus (African malaria mosquito), 3386 nucleotides long. RefSeq names its product WD repeat-containing protein 37 (gene Wdr37). NCBI's taxonomy places the organism in Eukaryota, Metazoa, Arthropoda, Insecta, Diptera, Culicidae. Gene Ontology annotation, cellular component: preribosome, large subunit precursor. Gene Ontology annotation, molecular function: protein binding. The transcript is spliced from 3 exons. The record is from RefSeq and is a predicted model, not a curated record. The coding region runs from base 546 to 2177 and encodes 543 amino acids.